CUUUAGAGGUACAUCGAAUGGACCUUCUCUAAUUUCAACAUCUGAUGGUAGACCUUGGAUGUCAACUCAAUAUUUCAAAUUCAAGUUAAUUACAAAUGAAAGUAUUGAUGUAAUUGCUAAUACGUUUUUACAAGAAAUGACGCCAGGAGAUCAACCAAGACUUAAAUACAAUUUUAUAUCAGCAAUCAUGCGUUGCUUACCAUAUGGAUGCGUAGGAGAUAGAGAAUUGACUAUGGUGAUGAAGGUUGAACAUGUGGUGAAUCUUUAUUAUGUAGACUGCUUCAAUCAUGCUAAUGGCUUUGAUAUUGUUCAUGUUAGCGUUCGUGACCUAAUUGAUGAGAAUACAU
Messenger RNA from Dentiscutata heterogama, 347 nucleotides. The record is from the annotation of a GenBank genome assembly. NCBI's taxonomy places the organism in Eukaryota, Fungi, Glomeromycota, Glomeromycetes, Diversisporales, Gigasporaceae.